Symsagittifera roscoffensis is the source of this 2548-nucleotide messenger RNA. RefSeq lists its product as uncharacterized. Lineage: Eukaryota; Metazoa; Xenacoelomorpha; Acoela; Convolutidae. The record is from RefSeq and is a predicted model, not a curated record. The transcript is spliced from 5 exons. The coding region runs from base 1041 to 2450 and encodes 469 amino acids.
AUAUCACGCUGAAAAUUGCGGAAAUUUAUGUAGUGCUGUGUUUCCAACGCGUGUGUGUUGCACACACAGACUAACGAAAAAAAAUCAGCUUUAUCUUGCGUUGAGUAAUUUGAGGAAAUACCUUACCACCAUUUUUUCUACGUUUUUCAACAUUCGCACAACUGUUGCUAAGUUGCAGCUCUUUUUCAUUCACAAAAAAGUACUCUAAAAUCGACUUAAAAAUAAAAGCUGUUGCCUUUCCAAUUUGAUGGUUCAGUCAAUUGAAAAAAUAUUUACGGAAUAAAAACAGUACACAUUAUUUUUAGUUAGCUGAUUUUUACUUAAAGAAAUGUGGUUUCCUACAUUGAUUCCAUUUUGGAAUUUAAAAAAUUGAUGCACUAGUUUAAUAAUUACAACCCUUUCGUUUUAACAGCAAAAGGCGUUUGAGUCACUCUGUGUUCUUUGGGCAUCUGAAAUUUAUUUAAAGACCCCAAUUGCACCAGAGAGUUGACAUAGUUAUCUUAUUCUCAAAACGCGAUUACAUUCAAACGAUUUCAGUUCUUUAUAUGACAGCCUUGCUGAACUGUACCAACAAAACCACUAACAACGGCCAACUGAUUCUAAUGGUUAAGUGUGGUAGUGGUAUAUUUUAUGUUUCAUAGUAUAUAGCAUAUAUAGAACGCGUUUAGUGUUAUAGCGAACCAACAAACCGUAAAGCAAUUUUAUCCCUCUCAUUCCAAGAGAACUAUUUCUGAAACGACACACCAUUUAAAUAAGAUUUCAGUUUCACUCUCAAGCCAUAUUUAUUCUUUUUACAUCUACAUCUAUCAUACAAGAAAACCUUCACAAAUACCAUAUUUUACCAAAAAUGACUACACAAUUGAUUAUUUGAUUUUUAUCAAUUGAAAAAACACGAUUUAUCGCGUUUUUGCAGAUGUUUCAACUGCUCUUUCUUAUUGUUACAAAAACUGAGUUUGCUGUAAUAGAAUUCUCAAUCAUUGUUCCGGCUUAUUGAGGCCGUUCGUCCACGAAAUAAUACAUUCUUCAGUAAUUUUACAGUUAUGGAUCAGCAAUUUGAUCAAAACAACGCCGUUUUUCGCAGUCGAAAACCUGUCAAAUUUUUGGAUUUCAACCAAAUUUCACAAAAAAUUGUGCAAAGUCACGCCUCUUCUUCAAACGGAUUUGAAGCUAAAAUCCAGAAACCGGAACCUAAAAAAAUUACCACGAUAGAAAAUUGCGUCAUUCCUGAUGAUUUAGUUUUUUCAUCUGAUACUAAUUCUAGUCAGAAAAUUUCAACCCCCCUGCCGAAAGCGAGGAAAAAACUGAGGAAUCAACGGGGGGAAGUGGUGCAAAUUAACAAUAAUCAGAGCAGCGAGGGUGGGGCUCAUUUUGCAGAUUACCACAAAUUUACUUGGGGAGUUUCGCCAGAGAGUUCAAUAGCUUCCGGGUCAGGUCAACAGGCUUUGCGAAAGGAACUGGAAAAAGCCGAGUUGCUUCUCAACCAGAGCAUAGAGCGCUAUAGGUCACUGACCUCUGAGGUCACAGCAGUCACUGGGGUUAACAACCUAGAAGAGGUCAAGAUGAAAACAGGCACUAAAGACGCAAUCCGAAACGAAUUCCGAGCUCUUCUCGAGGAACACGACUGCUCCGGAACCUCGUGUACAACUUCGGUUAACAGUAUGAACAGUAAUUCUCCACCUCCGAACGGUUUCGUGGACCUAAACGAUUCUUCGCAAUCGCCCGAUAAGUGGCAAAAUCAAUCUUCGGUUAUGAAUGGGGGCGACGCUGUUGGCACAAGUGGCGAGUUGAAAUGUCCCCUGUGCAAUUUGAGGGUGACUACCUCUCUCUUCACGCCUGUGGUUCUUCUCCCCUGCCAACACGUCAUCUGUGAAGUGUGUGCCGACCUCAGACAGUCCUCCCCCCUCACCCACUGUCCUGCCUGCUCCUGUGUUGUGGCCACAGUCCAGAAGGCUUCCUCUUUUCUUAAUAAGUCAAAUCAUCUCGUGAACCAAUCAGAUUUGGGCUGUGGUGACGACAUCUCGACGAGUGUUGCCGACGCUUCAUGCAGUUCGGUCACCACAGUGCUGACGACAGACAGCGACACGGGGUCAGCUAGGGUAGAGCCGACAAUGUCAGACGCCGAACAACUAUUCUUCAUCCGGGAGGUCAAGUUCAAAAAACAGAUGAACAAGUUAGAAGUCGAAAAAGAACAGAUCGUUGAAGCGGAAAAUGCAGUUGCCCGACAACUCGAAAGCAUUCAAACAGAAGAAUCAAAAGUCAUGCAAGAAAUUCAUAUUCUGGAAGAAAAGUUGCACCACCUCCGAAUUCUGAAAGAGGAACACAGUAAAACAUUAGACGACCUGGUCCAAAAAGAAGACAAAAUAAAUGUGCGACAGUUUUUAGUGCAGCGAUCCCUGGAUAGUAUUGAAUUUCAGCGAUUAGAACAGGAAAUUGUCAACGAAAGUAAAUAGCGCUUUAACUCUAAUCGUAUUUCAUUUGAAUCACAAUGUGAAAUUUUGUAUAUUAGAUUGCUUAUACCCUUUAGUUAAUUAAUUUAAUAUCUGUUAAA